This is a messenger RNA of Aspergillus campestris IBT 28561, 1299 nucleotides long. RefSeq names its product mitochondrial nucleotide exchange factor MGE1 (gene grpE). Gene Ontology annotation, biological process: protein import into mitochondrial matrix; protein folding. The coding region runs from base 85 to 813 and encodes 242 amino acids. NCBI's taxonomy places the organism in Eukaryota, Fungi, Ascomycota, Eurotiomycetes, Eurotiales, Aspergillaceae. Gene Ontology annotation, cellular component: PAM complex, Tim23 associated import motor. The transcript has 3 exons. Gene Ontology annotation, molecular function: adenyl-nucleotide exchange factor activity; protein-folding chaperone binding; protein homodimerization activity. The record is from RefSeq and is a predicted model, not a curated record.
CUUCGCUUUCCCUCGUCACUGUCGCCCGUUUUUCACAUCUCCUCCCUGCCAUUGUCCAUCAUAUCUUCCUCUAUCCCCUUCAAAAUGUUCCAAAGAACCUUCCUGAGACAGGCCCAGGCCGCCCGGUCCGUCCUUUCCGUCCGUUCUUCCGCCUCGACGCUCCGUCGCACGUCACAGUUGCAGCCGCAGCUCCCGGCUUUCCGUCCGCUCGCCCGUCAGCCUGCCUACCGUUUCUACUCGACAGAGAACAAGGCCGAGAACGGCAAGGAGGAGCAGAAGGAGGGCGAGGGAGAGUCCGAUCCUCUGCGCGCGGAGCUCGAAAAGAAGGAGAAGGAGGUUGUUGAGUUGAAGGACAAAUAUGUCCGCUCCGUGGCCGACUUCCUCAACCUCCAGGAGCGCACCAAGCGCGACAUGGACAGCGCCCGCAACUUCGCCAUCCAGCGUUUCUCGAUUGACCUGCUGGAGAGCAUUGACAACUUCGACCGCGCCCUGCUCGCCGUGCCGGCCGAUAAGCUCAGCGCCGCGGCUACCGAGUCCAACAAGGACCUGCUGGACCUGGUCGACGGCCUCAAGAUGACUCAGAACAUCCUGAUGAACACCCUGCAGAAGCACGGCCUCCAGCGCUUCGACCCCAGCGCCCCGACCGAGGAGGGCAAGACCCAGAAGUUCGACCCCAACCUGCACGAGGCCACCUUCAUGGCCAAGGCCGAGGGCAAGGAGGACGGCGAUAUCAUGUACACCCAGAGCAAGGGCUUCAUGCUGAACGGCCGUGUCAUCCGCGCUGCCAAGGUCGGCGUUGUCAACAACAACUAAACCCAAUGACCAUCUCCCAUCAUACUCGACACCUCAACCCCCCUUCUUCACACCCUCUGUAUAAUAUACCAGAUCCACCGCCAUGACGGGCAUCAAUUGGCCCACCUACCCUAUCCUAUCCUAUCUCUCUCCCCCUAUCUAUGAUGCAUGUGUAUGAUACACCUCUAUUAUGUGUUGAUCACUAUUAUUGUCCGCGAAUGGAGGCGUCCGGCUGUCCUUUCGCAUACCUUUUUUUCUUUCCGGUCUUUUGGCGUUUUAACCUCCCUCCUCCCUACUCUGUAUAAUACACAAUGAUCCUGUGUUCUUGGUAAUGUCUUGCUCUCUGUAUUUCUUAAAACAAAAAGUGUUGGUGUUCGUUGGAGCUUGACUUGGUUGUGGUAUGUAUGUAUGCAUGUAUGCAUGUGAUCAUGCACUUUGCAUGACUUGGAUCAAUUCUAUCAUAUGUUUGGAUCUGGCAGUCUUUUGACCUACCAUACAUUUAAUCAC